Molecule: messenger RNA, 1053 nt
Organism: Metarhizium brunneum ARSEF 3297
Lineage: Eukaryota; Fungi; Ascomycota; Sordariomycetes; Hypocreales; Clavicipitaceae
Source: RefSeq, a predicted model, not a curated record
AUGGCUGCCGACGAAGAGCAGGAGAGCGACCAGCUAAAAUCUUCUAUUACUCUGCCACUGCAAGAACGGAUGGGCAGGAAAGACGAGGACGUAUCGCGGCACUCCAAUAUAUCACAGAGACCGCCAUUCAGUCUCGGCUCUCUCAACAGGAAGAAGAUGGAAGAGGAGCGACUCGGAAGAAUCGCUACCAAGCGGCAUCGCAUCAUAUGUGACGAGGAAGAUGCAGUGGAAAUACCGAAACCGAAACGAGUGGCAAUACCAGCGAUGAAUCAUACGAUUGCUAAGACCCUGGUGCCUUUUCCGAGGGGCACGGUGAAACGGACAUGGGCUCUUGGGUAUGACAGGUCACCAGACGACAUCAAAAUAGAGGAAGUGCUCCAAAGGGACAGGCUGCUGCUUGCCCUAUUUUCCUCCUUCCAGUGGGAUGAGGCGUGGCUCUUGUCUAAAAUUGAUACUUCGCGUACCAAAAUAUUACUGGCGGCUUUUGCAAGCGAUGACGCCCAGAUACUGAAGUUCCCCGACUACUUGCGGAUAGUAAUUUCUUCAGGCAAUCUAGUCCCAUAUGAUUGGGGCGAAACGGGUGUAAUGGAAAAUAUGGUGUUUCUAAUUGACCUGCCACUCAAGACUCCAAACGACAUAGGUCCAACAUCAACACUAUUCUUUACCCAUCUACAGCAUUACCUCCGGGCCAUGGGCGUUGAUAAUAGCAUGAUUGACAGCUUGUCGAAAUAUGACUUCUCUGGAACCGAGAAUAUCGGUUUUGUAUAUUCCAUCAGUUCCAAGACCUGGAAGCCACCAAAGCGAGUCUCUAUCUCGGGCUGGCAUUAUACCACGCUUGUCAGGGUAAGGCGUGCUGGAAUGGAUAAGUCGGAGUUAAACCAUGUUGGAGCCGGUCCAAGUCAGAGGUCUACCUGCUCUGAACUCCAGGAGAAUUUUCGAAUAUACUUCCCGACUCACGAGACGGUCACAAAAAGUCGAGGAGGGAAAAAUGUCAGCGGCGGGAACUAUAUGUUUACAGGAGAAAUGGUGGCGUGCCUCGACUUUUCCCACUGA